AAGAAAGUUGAAUUCAUAACUAACCGAAAACAAGAACCAAAAGUUCAAGGCCCAAGGAACAACCAGGAUAGGACAAACCCCAAGAGAGCCCUAAAAUCCUGCUAUCAAGCGGGGCACAUGUGAUGGUGGGAAAGAUUGGGCUUCAGACGGCCUGAAACCCAAUUGAUGGAGAAAAGUCAAAACAGUUCUUGAAAACCCAAAAUAAUUCUGAAAAUCUUUUCAGGAAAGGCAGAGCUGAUUAACUGAGUUGAGAGAGAAAAUGGCAGCAAUAACAAGCGCAGUGAUAGCAAUAGCAGGAGUGGUAUUAGGAUGGAUAGCAAUCGAGAUCGCUUGCAAGCCUUGCCUCGAGAAAGGCCGCGAAGCCAUCGACCGAUCUCUGAACCCUAAUUACGACCCCGACGACGAUAACGACAACAACGUUCGAGCCCCUCUCAACCCAAGCCCAGAUCUCGAAUCUAAGGCUGACAAUGACACCUCUCCUUCCACUUCAAUCAAAGCCGUUUGAUGAUCGCUUCAAAAUAUAUCUUAUUCUUUGUUUCUUUUUUUUUUUUUUUUGGUAUUGUCUUUAAAUAAAAAAGAGUUGGGUAAUGUUGUAACUUGUUCUUUCUUCCUGUCUUUCUUUUUGGUAAGAACUUGCGCCAAGGUGACGGUGUUGAUGUCUUAAGGGUGUUUCUCUGUUGAUGCUUGAUUGAAUGAAUGAAUAUAGCUUUGGUGAUCCAUUCUGGUAUA
Molecule: messenger RNA, 729 nt
Organism: Theobroma cacao (cacao)
Lineage: Eukaryota; Viridiplantae; Streptophyta; Magnoliopsida; Malvales; Malvaceae
Product: outer envelope membrane protein 7
Source: RefSeq, a predicted model, not a curated record